UUUCGUUCUUUCUGUUUCUAGUUACGAGUUUGGUUUUGUGGUUUAGAUGGGAUUUUGUAAUUUGAUAUCUAGUUUUAUUGUGUAAAUAUGUGGAAAGUUAGAGAAUUUGCUGAUAAAGUUACGAAUGUUGUGAUGAAUUACACCGAAGUGGAAGCGAAAGUGAGAGAAGCGACGUGCGAUGAUGCCUGGGGGCCUCAUGGAACUUUGAUGUAUGAAAUAUCCCAAUACACAUACACAUAUGAAUACUUCCCUGAAGUCAUGGGUAUGCUUUGGAAGAGAUUGUUCCAUGAGAAUCAAAAAAACUGGCGGAGGGUUUACAAAUCUCUAUUAUUGCUGAUGUACUUGAUAAGAAAUGGUUCUGAGAAAGUUGUGGCCUCAGCAAAUGAACACCUACGUGACCUGAAAAGGUUGCAGACGUAUACAUUCAUUGACGAGUAUGGGAAGGAUCAAGGAAUUAAUGUUGUUCAGAAAGUUAAAGAGCUGACUGAUUUACUACAAGAUUUGGAGAAAUUAAAAGACGAGAGAAAGAAAGCAAAGAAGUCAAGGGACAAAUAUGUUGGCAUUGAUAGCCAUGCUUUCAAAUCAGGUGAGAAUAAUGGUCCUGCAUCGGCCAUCAAAUAUAUCCAUCAGAGCAUCGACAAAAGAAAACAAAUAGAAGAUGUCAUAAAGGACUUCAAAAAGGAAGAGAGUUUUUCAGAUGAAGAAAACAAGUCUAUUCAUAAAUUGGGUCAGAAUACGCACCCAGCCGCUACUGAAUUUGCUGACUUCACAGUUUUUGCUGAUGGUAAAGACAUUGACAAUAAUAACGUGGUUAAAAAAGAUCUGACUAAACAAGGAAGUUUGCUUGAGUUUGCACAUGCGAAUGGAAAUUUUGCAGAUUUUGACAAUGUUGAUGAACUUCAUUCGAUCGUUGUCCACGAAGAUUUGCACACACAACAUUCUCUUGGAAGUAAAGAAGAAGAAACGCUCUCGUGUGGCGCCAAGCAGAGCAAUGUUGAUUUGUUGAACUGUCUUAGUUAUGUGCCAAGCUUUCCAAUUGCACCAGUAAAUCAUUACGCUUUCAAUAUUGGACCGAACCAGUCCUACAACUGUCCUCAAUAUUAUCCAAAUAUGAUCACAACAACUACUCAGACUCAGGACCUGCCAUCGACUUGGCAGAACCCUGGUGUGAACAUAAGUCUGGAGACGUUGAAGAUUGCUUCUGCAAAGCCUGCUGCACGUCCAAUCAACAACCUCCUGAUGCAGCAGCAGCUUCAAACAUUCCAAGGUCAAGGACUGUUUCCUCAGACACAUUCAAGCCAAAACAUGCGUCCAUGCACGUGAAUUACAAAUAUCAAAACAUGCAUUUGUUUGGAAAAUAUUUUAUUUUAGUCAUUUAAAAUUUUUAAUUUAUUGGUCGGGUUUUUUAUGUUAUGUACAAUUGUAUAUUUUUUAAAUUUUUAUAGUUUUUUGUUUCCUGUGAACAAUAUUUAACCUAGUCAAUGAUUUUUUUAUUUAACUCAGAUAUAUUAUAAAGGAAUUGGUAUUAUUUAAAAGAAGUUUAUUUUGGUUAAUAUUUUAAAAACGCUUUAUUUUUAAUACAAACGCAAUCAGUUGUUUUCAAUAAUAAUCAUGUUCCCCUUCCU
This is a messenger RNA of Helobdella robusta, 1625 nucleotides long. RefSeq lists its product as hypothetical. Lineage: Eukaryota; Metazoa; Annelida; Clitellata; Rhynchobdellida; Glossiphoniidae. The transcript has 11 exons. Gene Ontology annotation, cellular component: plasma membrane; clathrin vesicle coat; endosome. Gene Ontology annotation, molecular function: clathrin binding; phospholipid binding. The record is from RefSeq and is a predicted model, not a curated record. Bases 88 to 1323 code for a protein of 411 amino acids. Gene Ontology annotation, biological process: endocytosis.